Messenger RNA from Hibiscus syriacus, 669 nucleotides. Its product is annotated as 60S ribosomal protein L19-1-like. The record is from RefSeq and is a predicted model, not a curated record. Gene Ontology annotation, molecular function: RNA binding; structural constituent of ribosome. Bases 106 to 654 code for a protein of 182 amino acids. Gene Ontology annotation, cellular component: ribosome; cytosolic large ribosomal subunit. The transcript is spliced from 3 exons. Gene Ontology annotation, biological process: translation. Lineage: Eukaryota; Viridiplantae; Streptophyta; Magnoliopsida; Malvales; Malvaceae.
CGGAUAUGGUUAUAAAGGCCGCCUCCGCCUUUUUGUGCAAGAAACACUCUAGUUUUCCGCUCUCAGAAACACACGGAAGAGAGGGGACGGGAAAGGAAGACGACUAUGGUGUCCUUGAAGUUACAGAAGCGGCUCGCCGCUAGCGUCCUGAAGUGUGGUCGCGGCAAGGUUUGGAUCGACCCCAAUGAAAUCAAUGAGAUCUCCAUGGCCAACUCCAGGCAGAACGUCCGGAAACUUGUGAAGGAUGGUUUUAUUAUCCGGAAGCCUACCAAGAUUCAUUCCCGUUCUCGUGCACGCCGAAUGAAGGAGGCCAAGAGAAAGGGCCGACACUCUGGAUAUGGGAAGAGGAAGGGUACCCGGGAGGCAAGAUUGCCGACGAAAAUCCUAUGGAUGAGGAGAAUGCGUGUGUUGAGGCGAUUGCUUCGCAAGUACAGGGAGUCUAAGAAGAUUGACAAGCACAUGUACCAUGACAUGUGCAUGAAGGUGAAGGGUAAUGUGUUUAAGAACAAGCUUGUGUUGAUGGAAAGUAUCCACAAGUCCAAGGCCGAGAAGGCAAGAGAAAAAACACUUUCUGACCAGUUCGAGGCCAAGCGUGCUAAGAAGCGAGCAGGGAGAGAAAGAUGGGCAGAAGAGAAGAACGCCUUGCACAGGUAGUUCUUCACAUCUAUU